This is a messenger RNA of Polyodon spathula (Mississippi paddlefish), 1061 nucleotides long. RefSeq names its product galectin-related protein-like. NCBI's taxonomy places the organism in Eukaryota, Metazoa, Chordata, Actinopteri, Acipenseriformes, Polyodontidae. The record is from RefSeq and is a predicted model, not a curated record. The transcript is spliced from 5 exons. Gene Ontology annotation, molecular function: carbohydrate binding. The coding region runs from base 287 to 811 and encodes 174 amino acids.
GUGUGGAUCGCACUUUCACUACAUAAAAAGGAGCGACGAUGAUUGGUGUUUUUGCGUGCCCAGACUGAGAUUAAGGUUUUGUCUAUAACACGUCAUCGUUUGCUCUUUUCUCUUUCAGGGUACAACAGGCUGCUUUCUGCUAUACUGCACCUUCGUCUUAAUUAUAAGACAUCUUAAGCCCUCGUCACUCACACAGCCUUUUUCCAUUGACACACUGCCUGGAUUUGACCUGCCUCUGUCCUAGCACAGCUGAUCAAUCCAUUUCUCCUAUGGUACACUGUACAAGAUGGCGGUAUCGGGAACAGAAAGGGACGGAGUAAAUAUUGAUGGAUACCUGAACAACUCAUUCGGGUCCUGUGGACUAGGUUCUCCGGACCGUGAAGACAUUGCACGCCUGUUGACUGUUCCUUUUAGUGGCCGAAUAAAGGGAGGAAUGAGACCAGGCAAAAAAAUAAUCGUGAUGGGGAUUGUGGACCCCGAGCCUGAAAGUUUUGACAUCAGCCUCACUUGUGGUGACACGGAUGAUUCUCGUGCUGAUGUGGCUAUGGAGCUGAGUGCCAGGUUCCCAGAGAGGCAAUUUCUCAGAAAGGCCUGUGUGUCCGGGAAAUGGAGUGAGGAAGAAACGCCAAUCCCUUACUUCCCGUUCAUUCAGGACCAGCCAUUUAGGAUUGAAAUCCAUUGUGAGCACCAACGCUUCAGAAUAUUCGUGGAUGGGCACCAGCUCUUUGACUUUUUCCACCGUGUUGAGUCUUUACCAGCCAUUGACACAAUAAAAAUUAACGGGAGCCUACAGAUAACUAAACUGGGCUAGGCUGGCCAUCUGAAUGAGGGGCUUCUUUGGGUCCAUGCUAGUGGGGGUUGUUCUUCAAGCAUUACAGUCCUACAAUAGUAACACAGCUGGGUCUGUUUGCUAUGUGAUUAAUUAUAAUAUAUUUUGAUGUCUCUAAUUAAAAUGUAGUCCCUUCUACAAGUUUAUCAUGGUAGUUUUGCACUUUUACCAUGCUUUUUCCAUGGUAAUACCAUGUAUUAACCAUACUUUACCCUGGUUUAGCAUUUUAAUU